Molecule: messenger RNA, 2034 nt
Organism: Aspergillus aculeatus ATCC 16872
Lineage: Eukaryota; Fungi; Ascomycota; Eurotiomycetes; Eurotiales; Aspergillaceae
Product: Zn(II)2Cys6 transcription factor
Exons: 5
Coding region: 1-2034 (677 amino acids)
Biological process (GO): positive regulation of transcription by RNA polymerase II; DNA-templated transcription
Cellular component (GO): nucleus
Molecular function (GO): zinc ion binding; sequence-specific DNA binding; DNA-binding transcription factor activity, RNA polymerase II-specific
Source: RefSeq, a predicted model, not a curated record
AUGCAGGCCGGGAACUCGGCGCAGAAAUCGCAGGGGUCACUGCAGCAUUCGCGAAACUCCUUAGGAAUCAAAAGACCUGUAGCAUGCCAAAGAUGCCAUGCUCAAAAGGUUAAAUGCUCUGGCGGAAGACCCUGCUCCCGAUGCCACAUGGCGAGACGUGGGAAUGAAUGCAGUUACGUAUUCCGCGACCGCAAAGUGCGCAUUGACGAAAGUUAUCUGGAACAAUUGAUUCGAGACAGUGAAGAGCUGCGUCAGCACCGACUGAGGUCCAAAAGCCGUGUCCUCCCCACCAUAAACCAGCACCCUUUUUCAACAGAAGGAGGCGACACAAAGACUCGGAAUCCGCUGCUUGAAGACCGGCCGUGGUUUCAGGCCCAUGAGGGGUUGGCACUUCCCAUUUAUGUUAGCGAGGCAGCAUGUACGGGCUUCGCCACAUGUCUGUGCCAAUGCCUCGACGGCAACAAAAGCGCAGUGCCGCAUAUUCCCCGCACGCGAUUUAUCACAGAAUCAACCCUCAGCCAAGUGGCCCAUUCUGGGAUCCAAUGGCCCAGUUUAGCCCGUGCUCGGUUGCUGGUCAACACCGCGCUGGGCCACGCAAACCCACCCUUUCAUCUCGCCUUACGGAAAUCCACCCUCGACCACCUCCAACACAUCUACGAGCAAGGUCUCUUCAAUGACCCGAUCUUUUUGUGCAAGUACUUUGCUCUUUUUGCCUUGGGGGAAGUCUACUCAUUCCACAAUGAUGGAGGAGAAAAGGGCACAGUGCCAGGGAUGGCCUACUAUGCUCACGCCAUCGGUCUGAUGCCCGUGCUACCAGAGCGACCUACCAUCAUCCACAUCGAGGCUCUUCUGAUAUUGGCGCUCUAUAACCAGUCCCUCAACCGACAGCACUCCGCCUACCUCAUGGUCGGCAACGCACUGCGCUUCGCUCUGCUCGUUGGCUUGAACCACAACAUCCCGGUUACCCAAUGCCCUGAUCGGAUUGCGCGAGAACAUCGUGUGCGUUUGUGGUGGACAAUCUACGUCUUUGAUCGGUCCUGGAGCCUUAAGCUAGGCCUGCCAGUGCAGAUCAACGAUGAAGCUAUCCACGUUGACCUGCCCACGAACCUCGACUCCGAGAAUUACCACAACGAGUUCGUUGACAGCUCAUACCAAGUCGCAUUCGUCAGACUUGCCCGAAUCUGCAGCACAAUCAUGCACACGAUCUACAGCCGCAGCAACUUCACCGAGACCAAUGGACGCAAUCCCUACCCGACCACCUCCGCCUCCAUACCGCCAGGCACAAUCCCAAAUGCACCAUUCUCAUCCAUCUCCCGUUAUAACCGAAAGCUGACCCAUUCAACACAGUGCGUCAUCCUCGCCAUCCGCCCAAUCCUACUCACUUUCCUCGACCACCUUGCGCCAACCCCCGUUCCCGAUGAGCCCGCCAUCCCUGCAACCCUCGCCGCUCUCAAAGACGCAUGCAUUCAUUCCGCCCGCCACACUCUAACCCUCUGCAUGAACGAAUGGACGAACGGCGCCUCCUCGACCUACGGCUACGCCUUCGCGCAGUACAUCUUCACUGCCGCCCUGAUUCUGCUCAUCUCAAACCUGCUACCAGGUGGCACAGCAGAGGACCUCACAUGCGUGGAGGCCGCCAUCGAGAUGUUGAGCUCCUUGGUCGCGAAUGGCACCCUCGUCGCGGAUGACCUGUUCCAUCAUCUUGUGCGGGCGCAGCACUGUCUGCGGAGUGGACGGUUUGCACCGCGGGUGGCGAAGCAGCAGGGGUUAUCGCUUUCCGCCGCUUCUCCUUCGGUACAUGCUCCAUCCCCUGCAGUGCUUUCCUCCGGUGGACAGGCUGACUGUCUCCCGAGUACGUGUCAUUUCGAUGCUGGAGGCGCAGCGGCAGAGUCCGCUUAUAUGGUGCUGGAUCAGCCGCUCAUGCAGGAUUUCCUGACGCAUGGUGUCGAGGAGUUUGGGUUAUUUGAUGCGGGGGAGAUGGCCGGGUUAGGAACGGAUCUCUGGCCUGGUUUGCCACUGUGGGCUGCUUGGUAA